Molecule: messenger RNA, 2188 nt
Organism: Cheilinus undulatus (humphead wrasse)
Lineage: Eukaryota; Metazoa; Chordata; Actinopteri; Labriformes; Labridae
Gene: ankrd6a
Product: ankyrin repeat domain 6a
Exons: 13
Coding region: 1-1980 (659 amino acids)
Cellular component (GO): nucleus; cytoplasm
Molecular function (GO): protein binding
Source: RefSeq, a predicted model, not a curated record
AUGAAUGGUGUUAAGGACAGUAGCAUCGGCAUUGUCACUACCUGGAGCUUGCAUGCAGGAAACACGGCUCUCCACCUGGCGUGUCAGAACGCACACGCUCAGACUGCUCGUCUCCUGCUGCUGGAAGGAGCCAAACCAGACACCAAGAACAAGGCCGGAGAUACGUGUUUACAUGUUGCUGCUCGCUACAACAACCUGACUCUGGUGAAGAUCCUGCUCAGUUGUCUGUGCUCCGUGAACGAGAGGAACCAGUCGGGUGACACAGCUCUGCAUGUGGCUUCAGCUCUAAACCACAAGAGGACAGUGGAGCUCUUACUGGAAGCAGGGAUUGACGGGAAAAUCAGGAACAAUGCAGGUAAAACUGCCCUGGACAAAGCCAGAGAUAACAACCACAAAGAUGUGGCUCAUCUCCUGGCCAGAGCUCCUCAGGUUCAUCGCUUCAUGAGAAAAACGAUAAAGAAAAGAAGAGAGAGACAGAAAACUGAAAGGAGGACUCAGUCUGAGCCCAGGGAGAUUCAUCCCAACAAACAGGACAGCAGCUCUGCUUUGGAGGAAACUCACAGCAGUGAGCAAAUGACAAUCCAGGUGAGUCCUCACCCACAGAAGAAACGAGAACAACUGAACCACAAAAUGCCGACCGCCUUCAGCAACCCCUGCAGCCCGCAACAGAAGAGGAGAGUCAGAGUCCAGGCAGUGAAAAAGGAUGAAGAUGUGAGAAGAAGAAAGAAGGACUCCCACGCGGGGAAGGAUCUGCUCUGGGAAGAUGAUGAUGACGUGAUUCCUGCACUGAACAGAAAAUCAUACCAGCUCUACACUCUUUAUCGGGACAAGGAUGGGAACAUCCAACAGGCUCCAGCUGAUGGAUGUCAGUGUCAGCCGCUGCUGCAGAAGCUGGAGGUUCAGCUGAAAGCAACGCAGGAGGAAAUGAGGCUGCACAUCUUAAAUGUCCAGGAGGAAGUGAACUGCAGGCUGGGACAGAUGGACCGCAAGAAUAAGCACCAGAUUAAAGUGUUGGACAUGCUGAAUCAGGAGAGGGCCGCAGCAGACAGGAGGAACAUGAUGUACAGGAUCGAGCAGAGAGUCGCCCAGGGCAGAGAGGAAACGCUGAUGACACAGGCUGCAGUGUCUCAUGAACUGAAGAGAUGGUGUCUGUCCCAGCUAAAGGACAUGGAGGUCCAUGUUCCUGCCAAAACCAAGUACUACAAGCUCCUCCCCUCACCAUCUGUGGAGCAUUGUGUGGGCGACGCUGAGCUGGAGUCCCUCCCUCUUCUGUCUGUCAUACCUGGAGACAGCAGCACCUCGCUCGCUACCUAUGUGAACAUCCUUCCAUCCAGAUCCUCCCACAGCCUGGAAGUCCUGGAACAUGAGCCGAACAGCAGCGGGACGUACUUUGAGAUGAAGGUGGAAAGGUCGCCAGAUGAUUAUCAGAACACAGCGCUGUUUCCUCUCCCCGCCCAGAGCGCAUCCGGCCUCCUGCUGGGCUCUGCAGACCCCCUCUGGCAGCCUCCGGGAAUGCAGGACGGUCCUGCGGCUCUGUGCAGGGGGGAGGGUUUAUCCAGCAGCAGCAGCAGCUGGUCCAGCAUCAGCGACCAGGCGCUCCGACCGAGCCAGCACCAUGAUCAAAGCUUUGACAGGAACCAGCUUACAGAGCUGAUGAGUGCCCGCAGACGUGCAGGGAUCCACAGCGAGGGAACCAGGACGCUGGAAUUCUUCAUCGACCACCCUGCAGAGCCCACGUUCAUCCAGGAGAGGAACAACCUACAUGCCAAGGAGGUGACUCAGCGUUUCUUUGAGACGGUGUCCAUCCAGCUGGAACGUUGGUAUGAGAGGAAGAUCGUGGAGGUGGAGCAGCAGACGGCGCUCCGGUCUGAGGAGGACAGAAAGGAGCUACUGCAGCGAAUCAGCAUGCUGGAGGAGGAGCUUGCGAGGCUGAAGGCCAAUGAGAACACAGAAAUAUUGGUGCAGCUGGACAGUGAAUAAAAUCUGGAGGAUGGAGAAACAUUUUUCAAACUUUCUUCUCUUUGUUUGAAAAUAUAGACUGAUCAUUGACGCCUGCAGCAAAUGGGAGUAAAAUCACUGCUGAUGUUUACAGACAUUUUUAAGAAACAAAUCAGUUGAAGCAAUAAUCUUGACUAUUAUAAAACUAUUAUGAAGGUGUUUAACUUGUUUACAUUUGUUACUCUUUAAC